GCGCGGGGGCAGGGGCGGCACGGGGCUCGGGCCGAGGCGCGGGCGCGGCCGGGCGGAGGCGGCGGCCGGUCCGGACGUGGGGCGGCCCGCGAUGAAGCCGCCUAGUUCCACGCAGGCAAGUGAGUUUGACUCAUCAGACGAAGAGCCUGUUGAAGAUGAACAGACUCCCGUUCAGAUAUCGUGGCUACCCCUGUCACGAGUGAAUUGUUCUCAGUUUCUUGGUUUAUGUGCUCUUCCAGGUUGUAAAUUUAAAGAUGUUAGAAGAAAUAUCCAAAAAGAUACAGAAGAACUAAAGAGCUAUGGUAUACAAGACAUAUUUGUUUUCUGCACCAGAGGGGAACUGUCAAAAUAUAGAGUUCCAAACCUUUUGGACCUCUACCAUCAGUAUGGAAUUAUCACUCAUCAUCAUCCAAUUCCAGAUGGAGGGACUCCUGACAUAGCCAGCUGCUGUGAGAUAAUGGAGGAGCUUGAAAUCUGCCUUAAAAAUAACCGAAAAACCUUAAUACACUGUUAUGGAGGACUUGGGAGAUCUUGCCUUGUAGCCGCUUGUCUCCUCCUAUACCUGUCUGACACAGUGUCGCCGCAGCAAGCCAUCGACAGCCUGAGGGACCUGCGAGGGUCCGGAGCGAUACAGACCAUAAAGCAAUAUAAUUAUCUUCAUGAGUUCCGGGACAAACUAGCUGCACACCUGUCAUCAAGAGAUUCACUAUCAAGAUCUGUAUCCAGGUGAAAGAAUUUCAAAUAGCGUAUAUAUAUGACCACGUCUGAAAUUUGAGUUCUCCAACAUUUGUAUUGAAAUGAGACUACUCUUGUUAUCAAAUUGAAUGUAAUGGAUGUAAAUGUACAUGUGCAGACAUUCCUAAAGCUUUUAUUGACAAA
Messenger RNA from Hippopotamus amphibius kiboko, 879 nucleotides. It is a transcript of the gene CDKN3, whose product is annotated as cyclin dependent kinase inhibitor 3. Gene Ontology annotation, molecular function: protein tyrosine phosphatase activity. The coding region runs from base 92 to 730 and encodes 212 amino acids. The record is from RefSeq and is a predicted model, not a curated record. The transcript has 8 exons. NCBI's taxonomy places the organism in Eukaryota, Metazoa, Chordata, Mammalia, Artiodactyla, Hippopotamidae. Gene Ontology annotation, cellular component: nucleus. Gene Ontology annotation, biological process: protein dephosphorylation.